AUGAACGAAAAAAUAACGAGCAAAGGGCGGACGAAGAAUUGCAAUGAUUUCAAAAUAUCGGAAAGUGGAAGAAAAAGAAAGGUAAGAAGUUAUAAACAAGGGUUAGUUCAAAAUAUAUUUUUCAGUUUGAAUCAAUCGGAGAUGUUGAUUUAUCAGCUGACUCUAACAGUGUGAUCGCUAUCUCGUUAAUAUUAUCAUGUCUUUUCUUGAUUCAAUCUGUGCUAGCCUUAGGAUCGUAUUCAGGUACUUAUAUUUCAAAUUUAUAUAUUUUUUCAAACAUUGUUUUCUUCAGGUGAAUCAACUCCACCAAUGUUUGGCGAUUUUGAAGCACAACGUCAUUGGAUGGAAAUAACAUACAAUCUUCCGAUUGAAAAAUGGUAUGUGAAUGAUACAAUGAAUGAUUUACAAUAUUGGGGUUUGGAUUAUCCACCGUUAACUGCUUAUCAUCAUUGGAUAAUGGGAAUAAUGUGAGUUUCUUUCCUCAAUGAAUUUUACUAAUUUCAAUUUUCAGAUCUAAAAAAAUUAACCCUGAUUGGAUUGAACUGUUUGAAUCUCGAGGUUAUGAAAGUGUAUCACAUAAGCUUUUCAUGCGAAUUUCUGCGAUUAUUCCAUUUAUUCUAUUUUACAUACCACCUCUGAUAUCACUAUUUUUCCGAAGUUCCAAAAAAUCAAGUUUAUCGCCGGUCAUCCAAACUUCAUUAGCUCUUUUCUAUCCGGGUCUUUUGGUCAUUGACAAUGCACAUUUUCAGUGAGUUUUUUGAGAAUUUGAAACUUAAAAUUAGCAAACUUUUUACAGGUACAAUAGUAUUUCUCUUGGAUUAUUUCUAAUUUCCUAUUGUUUUUUGACAAAUUCAAAAACCCUACUAGGCGCAAUGUUUUUUGUUUUGGCUCUAAAUUAUAAACAAAUGGAGUUAUAUCAUUCUUUGCCAAUAUUUAUUGUUAUUCUAUCAAGAUCUAUCAAAAAACCAGUGUUUUCGAAUAUUCCAAAUAGUAUUCUCCAAAUCACGAAAGUUGGAAUUGUUGUGAUAUCAUCAUUUUUUAUAAUCUGGCUACCUUUUAUUCUAACUGGAACUGCAAAAGAUGUUCUUAUCAGAGUAUUUCCUUUCAAUCGAGGAAUUUAUGAAGUAUUUCAUAAAUAAGUUUAAUAGUUAUUGAUUUUUUUUGAAUUUCAGGAUAAAGUAGCAAGUUUUUGGUGUGCAUUUUCAUUUAUUCUCAAACGUCUACCAAUUCAAAAUAUUCAAAUAUAUUUGAGUUCUGCCGCUGUUUUGAUAUUUUCAAUACCAUCUCUCAUCACUUUAUUCAACAAAUCUUCCGAAAGAAACUUUCGAAUUUCUCUAUUCACAACAUCUUUAUCAUUUUUCUUAUUUUCAUUCCAUGUUCAUGAGAAAACUAUAUUGCUUGUGGCUGUUUGUGCGAUCUUAUUGUUCCCUGAUUAUCCAAGCGAUGUUAUUUGGUUUUUGAAUAUUUCGAAUAUCAGGUGAGUAUUUUUUGUACUAAUUAUAAUACAAAAUUUAUCCAACUAAAACUACAUUUUCAGCAUGUUUUCACUUUGUGUAAAAGACGGCAAUUCGCUGGUUUUGAUGCUAUUUGUUGCAUAUUUCAUCACUUCGAUAUAUUUUUGGAAUCACUUGGAAGAUGUGAGAGCUGACAAUUUUUCACGCAAACAAAUGUAUUCUUUCAGGAAAAAAUAUAUUUGAAAUCAGCAUCUGUUAUAAUCGGGAUUAUAGUCUGUCUCUUGGAACUUUUCGGGCCAAUUCCAGCAAGAUUUCCACACAUUUAUCAACUUGCAAAUGCCUUUUUCAGCUGUGUUCAUUUUAUUUAUUUCUUGAUGUCAUUCACUUAUCGAAUUCUAGGCGAUUCGACUAAAAAUAUCAAAAAUGAAUAA
This is a messenger RNA of Caenorhabditis angaria, 1885 nucleotides long. The record is from the annotation of a GenBank genome assembly. NCBI's taxonomy places the organism in Eukaryota, Metazoa, Nematoda, Chromadorea, Rhabditida, Rhabditidae.